Messenger RNA from Loxodonta africana (African savanna elephant), 1494 nucleotides. RefSeq names its product kinetochore localized astrin (SPAG5) binding protein (gene KNSTRN). Bases 16 to 963 code for a protein of 315 amino acids. Gene Ontology annotation, cellular component: kinetochore; centriolar satellite; microtubule plus-end. The record is from RefSeq and is a predicted model, not a curated record. The transcript is spliced from 9 exons. NCBI's taxonomy places the organism in Eukaryota, Metazoa, Chordata, Mammalia, Proboscidea, Elephantidae. Gene Ontology annotation, biological process: regulation of attachment of spindle microtubules to kinetochore; spindle organization; mitotic sister chromatid segregation.
AAUCUACCGUACAGCAUGGCAGCUCCUGAAGCCAUAGCCCAGGAUAGUAUUUUCCGUACAACAUGGCUGCCUACGGAAGCCGAAUCUCAUUCCCUCCCGCCCAGCUACCGGAAGUUUCCAUUUGAAACGGAGGCGGCGGACUCGGUCCCGGGUGCGGCAGUUACUUCAGAGCGUCUUUUGAACGAGAUCGAGGAGGACUGCAGGCCGGAGCGGCGGGCUCCCGGGGUCCAGCCGUGCCGCCUCGUUACGAUGACCAGCGUAGUUAAGACAGUGUACACUGUGCAGCCCCCCUCUGUGCUGAGCGGCGGCCUGCCCGCAGACAAACAAUCUCGAGCUACUUCUAAAAGUCUAUUACCUGUUAAGUCCAAAGAAGUAGACAUUACCAGACUUUUUCAUUCAGGCAGUUCAGAGAAUGAUGUUACAAAAAUCAUCAAACCAAGACGAGAGACUGGACAGAUGAAAGCUGCAGACCCUGCCCUUAAGAAGAACAUCAGAAAGAGCUACAAACCACUGAGUAAGCAGAAAUCAGAGGAGGAGCUAAAGGAUAAGAACCAGCUCUUAGAGGCAGUCAACAAGCAGUUGCACCUGAAGUUGACUGAAACUCAGGGAGAGCUGAAGGACCUGACUCAGAAGGUAGAGCUGCUGGAGAAAUUUCAGGACAAUUGUUUGGCAAUUUUGGAGAGUAAGGGCAUCAACCCAGGAAGUGAGACCCUGGCAGCACAACAGGAAUCCACUACGGAUCACAUAGACUCAAUGCUGCUGUUAGAAACUUUGCGAGAUGAGCUGAAGCUUUUUAAUGAAACAGCCAAAAAGCAGAUGGAGGAGUUACAGGCCUUAAAGGUAAAGUUGAAGACGAAAGAAGAAGAAAGGAUCCGGUUCCUAGAACAGCAAAACAUAUGUAACAAUCAAGUGAAUGAUGUUACAACUGCCCUUGAAGAAAUGGAGCAGCUAUUAGAAAUGUGAUAAACAGGAAGUGGCUAGAUGGCUCCCUUUGGGGAUGAACUCUCCCAGGAAGCCACUUAGGACAUAGGCUUCUUGGCUGUGGUCUAGGACUCACCAUUCCUGGAUGGAAACAGCUUCUGCAGUAGGAUUAAGGACAGGUUUAUGCUGGAGUGGCAGUCCCACCUUUAAGCAAGUGUUCCCAACAGUCGGAUCGGUCAGCUCUCCUGAGCCUCACAAAUAGAUCAUUGAGGCCUAUAAGAAGGGGGACCUGGAGGCUUGGCUCCACCUCCUAGGCAACAAAGCAGUACACCAUUAGAACUGGGAGACUAAACCAGCCAUAGCCGAAGGAUCUAAAAGUUCACGUUCACGUGUACGGGAAGAAAACCUUACUUGUACACGGGAGACAUCAUUGAGGAGCCGUGCUGUCCCCUUUUAACCUAGAAUGCAUUCUGUCCCAUCCUGGUUGGGCUUCUGCACCUCAUUGUAAAUUUAUGAACUUGAAGUUGCUUGAAAUGGUUUGGCUUAAUAAAUGGGGUGAAGGUAUAGUAACAA